Molecule: messenger RNA, 3123 nt
Organism: Aspergillus uvarum CBS 121591
Lineage: Eukaryota; Fungi; Ascomycota; Eurotiomycetes; Eurotiales; Aspergillaceae
Product: pyridoxal phosphate-dependent decarboxylase family protein
Exons: 6
Coding region: 1-3123 (1040 amino acids)
Biological process (GO): carboxylic acid metabolic process
Molecular function (GO): carbon-carbon lyase activity; pyridoxal phosphate binding
Source: RefSeq, a predicted model, not a curated record
AUGGCUGCAGUACCUCCUGCCCCAGCUCAUGCUGAGCGCGGGGAAGACCAGAUCACCAACCAAAAUGUCAUCAACAACUAUUUCAUCGGCCCAAGAGCUGCAAAUAUGCCUGAUUUCCGAGCAAACAUCAACGCCAUCCUGGACGAACUCCUUGAAACCAGGCUGGAUUAUUAUCCCGAGGAUGAUAAAUUCAUCACCAAGGAAGUCCGACGAUCGCCGGAGUUCCGCAAGGUCAGGGACAACUUCGGUGAUGUCGUCCGAAAGGUGGCCCAGCUUCUAGGAGAGCACUCCGUGCCUUUUUGGUCUCCACGUUAUGAAGCUCACAUGUGCACUGACUUGACUAUGCCUUCUUUGCUGGGAUACUUCAUGACAAUGCUGUACAAUCCUAACAACGUCGCUCUCGAAGCCAGUCCCAUGACCACGGUCGCGGAACUGUUGGUGGGGCAGCAACUUGGCGAGUUGUUCGGAUACAGGACCCCCCUCACUGUGGAUCGUCAUGAAGAAAGACAGAAUGAGCCAAUAUCAUGGGGCCAUAUUACCUGCGAUGGCACCGUCGCCAAUCUGGAAUCCAUUUGGGUUGCCCGAAACCUGAAGUUCUAUCCUUUGGCCCUUCAUCAGGCCAUCACAAAGGGAAAGCUCAAGUUCAUCGCGGAUAAAUUCAUGGUGGAAACCUGCAAGGACGGGUACAAGAAACUUGUCGAUUUGAAAACCUGGGAUCUUCUCAAUCUAAAGCCCAAGACUGUCCUUGAUCUGCCGGACCAACUGUACGAACAGUUUGGCAUUUCCAGUGACUUCCUCAAGGAUGCAUUGGACCCGUAUAACAUUCAGUCAGCUGGUCUAAUGCACGAGGAGGCCGAUGAGAUCCACCAGUUUUACAGGAGUCUCAAGGCGAUGAAAUUCAUUGUGUCAAGAACUAACCAUUACUCCUGGCCGAAGGGACUUGCAAUUGCCGGGCUGGGCUCUUGCAAUCUUCUGGAGAUUGAGGUCGACGACGAUGCUCACAUUGACCUUGCGCAACUGAGGGCUACACUGACCGAUUGCCUUGAAAACGAGACUCCUGUGUAUGCGGUUGUGGCCGUGAUUGGGUCCACCGAAGAAGGUGCAGUCGACCGGCUUUCCGAGAUUGUGAAAAUUCGAGAAGAGAUGCAGAAGAAAGGUCUUUCGUUUCUCGUUCAUGCUGAUGCUGCCUGGGGAGGUUACUUUGCCACCAUGCUGCACCGAGGGCUGAGGGGUCCUGAAAGAGGCGGUGCCGACAGAGGUGCUGUGCCAGCAUUGACUCUGCGGAAGGAGACUGAAACGGACCUUUUGGCUCUUCGGCAUGCGGACUCAAUCACCGUGGAUCCACAUAAGGCUGGUUAUAUCCCAUACCCGGCCGGAAGCCUGGUGUACAGAGACGGUCGGAUGCGGUACCUGGUGACUUGGUCCAGUCCCUACCUGUCGCAGGGAUCGUCGGAGAACAUUGGGGUUUAUGGUGUAGAGGGGAGUAAACCCGGUGCUGCUGCCAUGUCAACUUGGCUCUCGAAUCAGACAAUUGGUCUGGAUCCAGACGGAUACGGGAAGUUGCUUGGUCAAGCAUCUUUCACCAGCUCUAGGCUGUCUGUGCGGUAUGCAGUCCACAGUGAUUUCAGAGAAGAGAACAGGAAGGACUUCAUCUGUGUUCCUUUCAACAAAUUGCCCAAAGAGAAGGAAGGAUACGCCUUCAACUCCCCAGAGGUAGAAGGUAACCGGGACAUCAUCAGAACGCGCAUCCUGGGACAGCAGAACGAGGCCCUCCUGCAGGACCCUGUUGCAAUGAAUCUGCUCCGUCAAUUAGGCUCUGACACCAACAUCAACGCCUUCGCCCUCAACUUUUAUGUCGGCGAAGAGAGGACAACCCUGAACACCGACAUUGAGGAAGCCAAUUACUUGAUGAAGAGGGUCGUUGACCGGCUGUCCAUCACGGGCGUGGACACCGACCCAACCAAGAUCCCCGUCUACUUGACCUCGACCAAGUUCGAGCCCAAGCACUAUGGCGAAUGCGCAAAGGCCUUCAUGAGAAGACUGGGACUCAAUGCGGUCAAUGAAGACCUGUUCGUCCUACGUAACGUGGUCAUGAGCCCAUUCCCCACCAAGCACUACUUUAUCGGCAAGCUCUGGGACGAAUUCGACAAGGUCGUCAACGAAGAAGUCAAAGGAGUCCGGACACGCAAUGAUCCAACGGCACACAAGGCCCAAUUCCUCCUGCAAGGGUUCGAGGAGACCGGAAAGACAUUCCUGGUCUUGCAAACCUCGUUCCACACUGCGACCCUCCGGCAGCAGCUCAUUGUCCGCGCAGCACUCAGCCCUGACCUCGAAGAAACAUAUCGUGCCUACAAGAGUCAGAAGCCAGAAACGUCUCUCCUCUUAGUCACGCAAGACAAAAUCAAUCUUCAGCAGGGGAUCCAAGAUCUUCCCAACGCGGCUUUCACGUUCACCGCAGCGAUCUACAACAAGGCCGAAUAUCUUCGCACACACGAGAACCCCGAGAUUACUGUGGACUCCUUGGCCCAGGGAGAAGUGACCAUCACAGAGAAUGACAUCAUCAAGAGCCGGCCGUUGAACGUGGUGAACCGAGACCCGAAAUACCCGGACACCAACACUCCGUUCUACCUCUACGGUACGCCCGAGCACAUGCAUAUCUCCCACGUGCUGGUUCGAGCGCCGAACAUCGCUCUCUCUGCUGCCAACGUCUCCUUGUCGGCCGACGACGGGGUCGAAGACAGCAUCAGCGCCGACGACCUCGCCAACGGAUUGAUCCUCGCCUUGACCGACCACCCCGAGGUCGCCAUGCAGCCCGUGUCCGGAAAGGUGUCCGCGACAGCCGUUUCGCCCGACGACUUCUUCUUCCGUCGUGGAAGACAGUUCAAGGUCAACGUCUGGAGGGACCUCAAGGCCAGCGAUGCCCAGGGCCCCGGCCUGUUGAACGAUCUGGGCGAGCCCUUCUGGACGGGAACAUUGACUCUGGGCGAGGACUUGGACUAUGACUCCGACUGGCCCAACAAGGACCCGGCGGCUAUUGUGCGGGUGAACUCGGUUCACUGGCGCGAGGAGCUGCUGAAGAUUGGCAACGUCUUGAAUGCCAAAUACAGGGAUCCCGCGGAAUAG